Messenger RNA from Hippoglossus stenolepis (Pacific halibut), 8023 nucleotides. RefSeq names its product G protein-coupled receptor kinase 3 (gene grk3). Gene Ontology annotation, molecular function: G protein-coupled receptor binding; G protein-coupled receptor kinase activity; ATP binding. Gene Ontology annotation, biological process: regulation of signal transduction; G protein-coupled receptor signaling pathway; protein phosphorylation. Bases 2097 to 4202 code for a protein of 701 amino acids. The transcript is spliced from 22 exons. The record is from RefSeq and is a predicted model, not a curated record. Lineage: Eukaryota; Metazoa; Chordata; Actinopteri; Pleuronectiformes; Pleuronectidae.
ACAGGGAAAAUAACCCAGGCUGGGGGUUCACUGACACAUGUGCCACACCGGGGCAGGGAAACCAGCAGCUUGAUCGGCUGCAGCGGACGGAGACGCUCGGCACUCACGACCGACGGACGGACAGCUACCUAGCCGAGCGUGGGCUGCCCCAGCACGGAGAGCCUGGUAGGCUAGGACCCGCUCGACUCGUGUCGUUACCGGAGAUCUGCGGCUCCGAGGGGAGCGACGGGGGACUCUGUCGGGCGCCUCUUGUGUUGCCGACCCGAGGCCUGGAGUGUCACCGGAUCAGCGGCAGGUUUACAGCGCCGGGGCAAAGUUCUCGGUUUACGGGCGGCGCAGCCACCGCUGCUCCAGCGGAGCUCCAUCUCCCAGCAGCUCUCCCUCCCCCCUCCUCCGCCCCUUCCUCCACCGCCAGACAUCAGCGUCACUAUCGGCGCACAGUCAGUAGCUCUGUGCUGGGUCUCCAGGCGAGGAGGUUCCCCCCCAAUGCUCGGGGUAACACAACAAGCUGCCAUGGAUUAUUCUGUGCCAUCGUGUCGUUGUUUUGGACUCGAGUGAACCCUCGAUGACUGUUUCUUUCCGGGGACGCUGCAAGACUUCCCCAAUCCCCGCAGCCAGUCUCCUCGCAGCCGUUAGCUUGUCAAGCACAUCGCUGCCUGAAGCCGAGCCAGUGCUAACUGUUGGUGCCAGCUGCUCGCCGCGUUUGCUGCUGACAACCGGGACAUUUAACGUGUCCGCCGAGCUGGAGGAACCCAACCUGGAUGCAUAGCGAGAUUCAUCUCCCUACACGCUGCUCGUUAGUUAGCCUACUGGCUAGCAGGUUUCAUUUUUUUCGCUAGCUAGCGCGGAAGCUAACUAGCAGACGAACCCAAAUAUCGACAUUGCAAGCGGGCUAAAGCGAGCUAGCUCUCGGGCGUUGAGGAUUUGGCUCGAGGUUAGUUGAUGACGCCCACCUGUUUGGGUUGGAUUGGGUGCUAAACCUCUCAGUGUCUAAACGCGUCUUUCUCGGGCGACAUUUUUUGUGCAUGUGUGUGUGAGUGUGUGUGUGAGAGGGGCAGAGAGAGAUUGAUGAGGCGAUAAGCAGGAACAUUGCAGCCUACACAGGAAGCCAGCAACAACGACGGCAACAUAAACACGACCGCGGUGUGUGGAGUCCUUGUUGCGGGGGGAUGUAGACCCAGAGUCCCGACCCGUCUCCAACCUGUGCUUGCGUGGUUUUAUUUGUGCCAAAAACGCGCCUGAGAGACUUGCGUGUGUUUUUGUUUGUAUGUGCGCGCAAGCCGAGACACAUCCAGGACAUCGGCGGUGGACACUUCAACCUGUCGCCCACUGUCCUCCCCCCCCCCACACCCCGAGCCCCCUUCAUUUCACUUCUCUGAGACCAAGGGAAGAGACCCGACCACACGUGUUGUUCUAACCACCGUAAGACUGUUUUUUUUGUUGUUGUUGGUUUCCAGACACGGAAGGAGCUAAGUGGUUUUUUUUCCUUCUGUCGGCGUGUGUUUACACUUUGAGGGAAAAUCCCAGAAAACACAUGCUGCACUGGAGACCGACCCGCCGUGUGGACCCAUUUCCAUGAGGAGGACCGGAGGAGUCCCCAGUGACCCGUGGGAUCUGACAGCUGUCCCCAGAGCCGACACCUGGUGCACCUUCCCCUCUCUGUGAGACAGAUUGCUACAACGCGAGGAGGAGCUGGCCUCACCAACAGAUCUCAUCAGCCUUUCCUUGCAUUGUUUGCCGCCCCCAGAAGCCCGCAUGUGUUUUCUGUUUUACAUUCUGCACUAAAUGGGAUUACAAGGACGGUGAUCAGGCGGGGCCCCGUGACUGUCAUUUCUCACCUAACCUGUCACCCAAUGUCUUUCUCCCUGAAUUUCCCCUUUUCUUUUACAACGAUGGCAGUCUGAGGCGAGGUGAACACACCGCAGCCGGAGACAGCGACGCGGCUCCAAGUCGAUUGUCCGCCCCGCCGUCACGCACCUCGGCCCUUGAUGCUGGUCACAUCUGGCGCCGGACCCAAUUUUUUAAUUCCCUGACAACCAAACCCAUCUCCCCGUCUCCGGUUCUCGUAUCAGCUGUGGUCGCACCAGGGUCGAAAGAUGGCGGACCUCGAAGCAGUACUCGCCGAUGUCAGUUAUUUGAUGGCGAUGGAGAAGAGCAAGUCUACACCGGCGGCCCGGGCGAGCAAGAAGAUCAUCCUGCCCGAGCCCAGUAUUCGCAGUGUGAUGCAGAAGUACCUGGAGGAGAGAGAUGAACUGACAUUUGACAAAAUCUUCAACCAGAAAAUUGGCUUCUUACUCUUCAAGGACUUCUGUAUGAAUGAGAUUGACGAGGCCGUGCCACAGCUCAAGUUCUACGAAGAAAUUAAGGACUACGAGAAGCUGGACUCGGAGGAGGAGAGGUUGAGCCGCAGCCGACAGAUUUACGACGGCUAUAUCAUGAAGGAGCUCCUGUCCUGUUCACAUCCGUUCUCUAAGAAAGCAGUGGACCAUGUGCAGAGUCACUUGGCAAAGAAACAGGUUCCCCCAACUCUCUUCCAGCCAUACAUAGUGGAGAUCUGUGACAGCCUGAGAGGGAAUAUCUUCCAGAAGUUCAUUGAGAGUGAUAAGUUUACUCGCUUUUGCCAGUGGAAGAAUGUGGAGCUCAACAUUCACCUGACCAUGAAUGACUUCAGUGUGCAUCGGAUCAUCGGCAGGGGUGGCUUCGGAGAGGUGUAUGGCUGCAGGAAGGCCGACACGGGGAAGAUGUAUGCCAUGAAGUGUUUGGACAAGAAGAGGAUCAAGAUGAAGCAGGGGGAGACUCUAGCGCUCAAUGAGAGAAUCAUGCUGUCAUUAGUCAGCACAGGGGACUGCCCAUUCAUCGUAUGUAUGACGUACGCCUUUCACACCCCUGACAAGCUGUGCUUCAUCCUGGACCUCAUGAACGGGGGCGACCUGCACUACCAUCUGUCUCAGCACGGCGUGUUCAGUGAGAAAGAGAUGCGUUUCUACGCAGCUGAAAUCAUCCUGGGUCUGGAACACAUGCACAACCGAUUCGUUGUCUACAGAGACCUGAAGCCAGCCAAUAUUCUACUGGAUGAACACGGCCAUGUUCGUAUCUCCGACCUCGGCCUGGCUUGCGACUUCUCCAAGAGGAAACCCCACGCCAGUGUCGGUACUCAUGGUUACAUGGCUCCAGAGGUUCUUCAGAAGGGGACGGCGUACGACAGCAGCGCCGACUGGUUCUCCUUAGGCUGCAUGCUCUUCAAACUCCUCCGAGGGCACAGUCCAUUCAGACAGCACAAGACCAAAGACAAGCAUGAGAUUGACCGCAUGACCCUCACCAUGAAUGUGGAGCUGCCAGACUCUUUCACUGCAGAGCUCAAAGAUCUGCUGGAGGGGCUGCUGCAGAGGGAUGUGUCCAAGAGGCUCGGCUGCCAGGGCCGAGGAGCCCCUGAGGUGAAGGAGCAUCAGUUUUUCAAAGGCAUUGACUGGCAGCAGGUGUACCUCCAGAAGUACUCUCCCCCGCUAAUCCCCCCCAGGGGAGAGGUGAACGCCGCAGAUGCUUUCGACAUAGGCUCUUUUGAUGAGGAGGACACCAAGGGCAUCAAGUUGCUGGACAGUGACCAGGAGCUGUACAAGAACUUUCCUCUGGUCAUUUCGGAGCGCUGGCAGCAGGAGGUGGCAGAGACGGUCUACGAGGCCGUCAACUCGGACACGGACAAGAGCGAGGCUCGCAAGAGGGCUAAGAACAAGCAGCUGGGCCACGAGGAGGACUACGCCCUGGGUAAAGACUGCAUAAUGCACGGCUACAUGUUGAAGCUGGGGAACCCGUUCCUAACUCAGUGGCAGCGUCGAUACUUCUAUCUCUUCCCAAAUCGUGUGGAGUGGAGGGGGGAGGGCGAGUCGCGGGGCAACUGGCUAAAACAUUUUAAAAAGCAGAGCGACGGGCAAAACCUGCUGACGAUGGAGCAGAUAGUGACGGUGGAGGAAACGCAGAUUAAAGACAAGAAAUGUAUCCUGCUGCGCAUCAAAGGAGGGAAGCAGUUUGUGCUGCAGUGUGAGAGUGAUCCCGAGUUUGUGCAGUGGAAGAAAGAGCUGACCGAAGCGUUCACAGAAGCCCAGAAGCUGCUGCGUCGUGCCCCAAAAGUCAUCGGGAAAGGGCGGACUGGAGUGGUGGAGCUCUCCAAACCUCCCCUCACGCACCGCAAUAGCAAUGGCCUGUGAAUACACAUACACCAACAUAUACACACACAUAUAUAUAUAUAUAAAUACACAGAACACACACACACUUACACACAAACACACAAACACACACUGCAAUCCACCUCCCUCCCUUCCCCCCUCCUCAUCAGCCACAGGACAUUUGCUCUGACACCUUCCCACCGAUCGCCCACGACGCCUCGCAGUGUGUCAGCGGAGCAUGCCCACCAGCCUCUUGCAGAACGCACACUUUCAACAUGACGACCAAUCAUGAGCACGAUAUCGUUUUUUUUCUGCCAUGGGACCUUGCCAGUCAUGGAGAGGGAGAAAGGACAAGGCAAGGAGAGAGACAACAUUCAGGAGGACCCUGCACGUGAAGAACCUCUGCAUUAAAGUGACUUGGAUGUAACGCUCCUCUCUUUCUCUUUAUCACUCCCCUCCCCUUGUCCCCCCCCACCACUACCCACCUUACUAGGUUUGAAUCAGGUGAAUUCGUAACCAGGACCCGCAGUAGCCUGACAGACUCCUCAAAAAGCCCACGGAGCUAAAGCUCUGAUUACUGUCGCUCAGCUGAGAUGAGACCAGGCUUUACUGGGGAAUGUAUUUCUGCGAGAGAGAGAAAAAAAGGCUGCUCCACUGGUUCUUCUCAUCCCUCCCUCUAACCAUUUCUCCCUGCAUUAUUACAUUAAGUGCAUAAAGUGCCAACAUCAAUAUUUACUUCAGUCACCUGAGCACCCAGAAGGACCUGCUCUGUGGCAGAUGCCCCCCCCCCCACACUCAAUCCAGACACACAGAGGAGGGGGGGUUUGCAGCAGUAGUGGGGAUGGUUGAUCAUUCCAGUGCAGACAACCGGAAGUACAAGGACCACAGACUCUUUCAGAUUGGCUCUUGUACAGCCAGUUACCAUAGAGACUGAUAUUUCAUUGGCUGACAAACGGCAGCCGGUUGCUAUGGGAACCAUGAAGACUGGUAUACAUGGGAAUUGGUAACCACAGACAACGGUAUAACUAUUGUGUAUGAAGGCUACACUUGCAGAGAAAGAGAUGAUAGCAUAUGUAGGGGAGGGAGGGGGUGAGGAAGAGUGUAUAUAAACAACCCUUUCUCUGUGCAUCUCCAGUGUUCUAGUCUAACGUGUUUGCAUUAUCGGGCACUUCUGUGUCUGCCUGUUUGUGAAUCUGUCCUGGCUUUUAGGGAAGAGGAAGAGGCUUGUUUUCCUGCUGGGAGGGGGAGGUUGGGUGGGGGAGGGAGGUUGGGGACAGGCAGAAGCGUGACAGCUUUCAGUCACUGGCAUCGCUGCAUUAGCUCAGUUGGACUGUGUGUGUGUUUGAAUACGAGGAGGGGAAAUCCUCUUAAGGGUCAAACAACACGCUCUGUGUUCGUGCACGGCAGCGUGCGCCUCGUGUCUCCAUCUCAGCGGCAAGUGGAAGUAACGGUUUACCUUGCCGCUCACACACAGUCGCCAUCGUAGGUUUACGAUUGCAGUCGGUCUGUUGUGGAAGGUGCGGUUGCAGUGAGGGAAAUAAAGAGGAAGAGCUGAAACUAAUUAAAGGAGUAAUCCACCUUCAAACAGACCAAACACAACGAUGUUAGCGGCAUUUCAGGUGUUUUUUUCUUUUCUUUUCUUCUUUUCUCGAAAACUAGUUUUUGCGCUCGUUCCUUCAACCUGCCUCAUCUGCAUAUAUUCCUGUAUUGGUUGAAUUGGCCUACAUUUCCCACAAUGCCUGUGGACAGCAGCUAGAGUCGUUUGUCCUUCUAGGAAAAGAGUGAAAAGGUUUUUUCCAGGAGAAAAACCAAGAAACAUUAUGUUGAGCUGGUCUGUGGAUUAAUCUGCCCUUCCUUUUCUACAUCUAUAUUUAAUGGUUCUAUAAACUAGCAAAUUCCUGUUAUAAUACCUCACAAUCUGGUGAGAUGUAUUCAUAAAUCCCCAGAAAUACUGUUUACAAUCACAUGUGACAAAAAAUCUGCAUCAAAUCUGGAGUUUACUGUUCAUAUUCUAAGAAAAGGGAGCAUCCACCACACCAGUGUUUCUCUAUAGCCAGGAAGGUUCAGGUGAAGGUAAAGCUCCUGCUGUGUGACUCAGAAAACAAAAGUCGGUGUGACGUCGCUGUUGCAACGAGCUUAAAUCGCCGCUCUGACCAUAAUGGAUGCAUGUUAGUGUGACGUCAGCCUGCUCACAUGAAGAAAACACACCAACAGCAGCAGUGUUUCAGGACUUUUCCUCGGUCUUUCUCUAUGAUCUUACUCUCCUGAAUGGGACACAGCUCAGAUUGGGUGAAACCUUUUUUUGUCUUUCCUUCUAAUUAUCGGGAGCUUUCACGGUUUCACCCGCAUUGUUGUCAACCUCAUUGAAGUUUGUACACGGAGGGCAGAAACGCGCACAACCGUAGUGCUGAAGAACACACAGCAGAGCAGUGGGAACAGGAACUAGUGUCUUUAUAAAUUUCAGGGUUAUUUUUUUUUUUUCAUGCAGUACAGUGUCCUUGUCUGUGAUGUCCAUGCAUUUCCACAGCUGUGAUGUAUGACCUGCAGUAGGAAAAGGGUUGAUUAGGGGUGCAUUGUGAUUAUUAUUAUUAUUAUUUUCUUUGUAGCCUUUACCAGUCAGGGGGAGAUAUUAUGAUCUUAUAGAGAAAUUUUGUCACCUCUCAAGGUGUCUUUUAUUUUUGUAAACCAAAAUGGUUUUUAUUGUUUUCAUUGAAAUGUAUGUUGUUGCACCUUUUUAGCCCAAUGUGUUACUUAAUAGUUGUUAAAUGUGCCAAAUAACUGUUGCUGAUUGAGUGGAACCAAUGGGAAGCCUCGUUUUCUCAACUUUUGACCCUUCUCACAAUGGACAUGGCAGAGGUGUAGAUGAAAAGUUAAAAAAUUAAAACACACAAAUACAUAUACACACACACACAUAAACUUUGCGGUGGGAUUUUUGAAGGGUACAAAACUGUGACCAAACAUUUUCUGGAGAAGAGGAGUGUUUUUUUGUGUUUGCACGCUUUUUGGCUUUCCACCAUGUUGCCAUUGGGACUCGCAUUGACACGCAUACACUCACACACACACAUCGCUCAGCUCUACUCCCAACUUGCUCCUGAAGAGUUUUCUUUCACACUGUAUGUAUAUCACGUGAGUGUAAGAGCAUACCUGUGCGUCAUUAUCGCUUUGUAUGUUCAUCCGGUGGAAUUUCUUAUUUUUUCUUGUCAUACACAGAUUCUCAGCACACGCUAACACACACAAGACAAUUUUAAAAGGUUGGCAUAUAGGUGAAAAAAAAUCAAAGUAUAUAUAAAUAUAUGUGUAUAUGAAAUGACAAAAUGCUCUAGGUUUAUUUAAAAGAUUUAAUGUAGAAAACAAAAUGAACUUGUUCAGGGGAGGUCGGGUUUUUUUUUUUUUUGAUGUGAGUAUAAUUGUUUGUGGUGAAGACUUCAGCUCGAAUCUUGCACAUAAAGACUUUAGAUAUUGUACCUGCGAGUUCCAGAUGAUUAUUUUUGUUUGAAUACCGGACUCUUUGCUCUUUCAUAUUUAUUGCGUGUGUGGGGAGCUCUCUCUCUCUCCUCCACGUGUUGGAGCUCUCAGCCGAGAGCUCGCUGUAGAAAAUCCUCCGAUUUGCGCCCAUCAGAAACCCUUUGUUUUGUUUUUCAUAUGCCACAGACAAACACAAAUACUACUGGCUUUGGGUUGUUAUUAUUACCAUUAAGGUUAUGAUAAUACUGAUAUAUAAUUGAUAAUAUUAUUCAAUGAUUAUUAGUAAAUUUAUUUUAUUUCAAAGAUUUGUUUUGUUUUGUUUUUUUGCGACAGAUAGGAAGUUACGUGUUGGACUGCUUGUAAAAACAGUUCAUGAAUAAAAAUCCUUUUUCCGUGUU